GACCGUUGUCAUUUGAAACUGCGCGGCGGGUGGUUGACGCUUUCAUAGAUUUGAAGUAAAACAAAUGCGAACACAGAGGCACAUACACUCUAGAGUUCGUAGUCGAGAAUUUAGGCAAGAGCAUUAAGAAAAUGACAAGCACUUUGAAAGGAAUCACUCUUAAAGGAAGUGCAGAGCUGGUGGCGGAAUUUUUCUCAUUUGGAAUUAACAGCAUCCUCUACCAACGGGGCAUUUAUCCUCCAGAGACAUUUACAAGAGUAACUCAAUAUAAUAUGAGCCUUCAACUCACAACUGAUGCGAAAUUAAAGACGUACCUGACCAGUGUGGUGUCUCAACUCAAAGAGUGGCUUUUUGACUGCACAGUACAGAAGCUGGUGUUGGUCAUUACGUGUCUUGAAACCAAUGAGGUGCUGGAGAGAUGGCAAUUUGACAUUGAAUGUGACAAGUCGGCCCCAGAUGGCAGAGCUUCCAGAGAGAAGUCCGUUAAAACCAUUCAAGAUGAGAUCCGCUCUGUCAUCAGACAAAUAACAGCUACAGUUACUUUCCUGCCACUCCUAGAGACACCUUGUGCAUUUGACCUGCUGGUCUACACAGACAAGGACCUGGUUGUUCCGGAGAAGUGGGAAGAGUCUGGGCCGCAGAUCAUUGACCAGUCAGAGGAGGUGCGUUUACGUUCCUUCACCACCUCCAUCCACAAAGUGAACAGCAUGGUGGCAUACAAGAGGACUGACUCGGUUUAAACCUCAAACCCUAUUACCAACCACUGCCGAUUAUAGAGUCCAGUGAAUCUUAGCAUCCUGUCCUUCCUCAUUUCCUGCACACAAGGGAACGGCUUUCUUUUCUUAAUCUUCUCAUCUCAUUUGGCAGAGAAUGAUGUAAAGAAUUCUCUAUCUGCAUUGAUGUAAAUAUUUGUAAGCUUAUAUUUCUACUUUGUCAGAAGCUGUCUUUUCUUUAUAGUUCUGGUUUCUGAGGUUGCUAAUCUUUUAGAAUAUGCUUCUUUAUAGUCCAGCUUUUAAUAAUUGUUCGAAAUAAAUCUAUGGUACUUUUCACCAAUAGAAUUUUCUUGUAUUUUUGUGAUAUAUAUUUUUUUCUUUUUAUUGGAAUGUGCCAGUACAUACAACAUAUAUAGACUGAAAUGCUGUUCACCCGGCCCAUAAUGGAACACUUUUGCAGCCCAAAAAAUUAUUUUCUCAGGCGAAGUUCUUACUUUGCUCAGUGUUCAAUCGUGUUAAAAGAUGGAGGUCAGAAAAAUUUAUUUGACAACACUAUAUUAGGACUAUACAGGAACUUUAUGAUGGUCUUACAUGAAAAUUAGAAAAUUCUGACCUUUCAGGUGUAAGGUUUCAUGAUGUAAAAGAAGGUAAAACAAAGUUGUUGUUUUUUCAGACGUGCACAUUUAAAUCAUUCUGCAAUAAAAGCUAUAUACAGAUUUGUUCAUUAGAGAGUCACUUCAUUUUAGGUCAUGACCUAAUUUUUAACUGCAUU
This is a messenger RNA of Menidia menidia (Atlantic silverside), 1485 nucleotides long. Lineage: Eukaryota; Metazoa; Chordata; Actinopteri; Atheriniformes; Atherinopsidae. The record is from the annotation of a GenBank genome assembly.